CCAGGACCUCAGGUGUACCUUAGUCCAUAGAACCACCGCGCCGCUAAGAUAGGAGAUGCAAGGCACUGUGACGAUGACCACCUUAUCCCUGAGACCUGCAGGGCAGUGCAAUGGGAGCUGCCUGCUCGCACCUGCCACAGCACGGCAACCACGUAUUUCUUGGUGGCGUCGGCAGCAGAGGCAAACCACGCUGCAUCGCCAGCAAAUGCAACAGUGUUCAGUGGCAACAUUACACAAUGAUAAGGUUGACGAUCGCUUGGGCAAGAAUCCAUGCAAUUUUCAUCCUUCUAUAUGGGGAGAUUUCUUCCUACACUACUACGACGCAGCAGCUUCCUCCAAACAGCAGCAGACGUGGAUGGUAGAACGAGCAGAUGAAGUGAAGCAAGACGUGGCAAAAAUAGUAGCAAGUUCAGUUGCUUGGGACCUUCAUCAUAGGCUACAACUUAUCGAUGCGCUGGAGCGUCUGUGCUUGCAUCAUUUGUUCGAAGAUGACAUUAAUGCUGCACUGACUCAAAUUAGGACAGUUAAUCUUACUGACUGUGAUCUUCACACGGUAGCUAUGUGGUUUUAUCUGCUUCGUAAGCACGGACACAGAGUUUCACCAGAUGUGUUUGUGAGGUUCAAAGAUCAAGAGGGGAGCUUUCUUGCGAAAAAUCCAGUGGAGCUAUUGAGUCUGUAUAAUGCUGCACACCUCGGAACACAUGGAGAGAUAAUACUAGAUGAAGCCGUAGUAUUUACCAGAACUCAUUUAGAAGCAAUAUUACCCUCUCUGGAAGGAUCAUUAGCACAUGAAAUCAAAUCUGCACUUGAGAUUCCCCUCCCAAGAAGGGUCCGAAUUUAUGAGUCAAAGUAUUAUAUAUCCACAUUUGAGAAAGAACUUACAGUGCAUAAGUCAGUACUGCAACUUGCAAAGUUAAACUCUAAUAUUAUGCAGUUGCAUCAUCAGCAGGAAUUGGAAAUCAUUACAAGAUGGUGGAAGGAUAUGGAGAUUGAAUCAAAGCUUCCAUUUGCACGAGAUAGAGUCGUUGAGUGCUAUUUUUGGAUAUUAGGAGUAUAUUUCGAACCAUGCCAUUCACGAGGUCGAAUUAUAUUGACAAUGGUGAUUGCUAUAGCCACCAUAUUUGAUGAUAUGUUUGAUUCCUAUGGAACUAUGGAAGAGUGCGAGCUACUCACCAACUGCAUGGAAAGAUGGGAUACAAAAUUUGCUGAUGGUCUCCCAAAGUGCAUGAAGCAUGCGCUUGGAAAAAUUUUGGAUAGCUAUGGAACCAUAGACCAUCAGCUAGCAUCGGAGGAGAAAUAUCGCAUGCCCUAUCUGAAAGACUUUACAAUCGAUCUGGUUAGAGGCUACAACACCGAGGUAAAAAUGCGUGAAGAAGGAUAUAUUCCAAGAACCGUCAAUGAGCACCUACAGGUUUCGCAAAGGACCGGGGCAUGUCACCUGUUGGCAUGCGCUUCCUUUGUUGGAAUGGACGACAUAGCAACGAAGGACUCUUUUGAUUGGGUUUCUACCAUGCCUGAAAUUGUAAAGGCACUUUGCAUAAUUUUGAGACUAUUGGAUGAUCUACAGACAUAUGAGCGAGAAAAAUUGACUCCUCAUGUUGCUUCAACCAUCAAAAGCUACAUGAAAGAGCACAGUGUCUCAAUUGAAAUUGCACGCAAGAAGAUAGAGGACUUGAAAGAGCAUACAUGGAAAGAUUUUAACCAUGAGUGGUUGAACCCUGAUAAUGCAGUGCCCAGGCAGCUACUGGAGAGGAUAUUCAACUUGACUAGGACGAUGGAGUUCAUGUACAACCUGGAUGAUAAUUUCACCCACUGUCAGAACCUCAAGGAUACCAUCCACUCGUUGUUUGUGGAGCCCUAUGCAAUCUCCUUCUAGUAAAGAUAAUUCCAACAAAUAAACAAUGUGAACCAAUGCCGAGGAAAGGAAGCCCAUAUCUACCAGCACCAUGUUCCGUGUACAAGCUUGUGAUUUUAGCCAUUGCUCGUUUGGUGUGUUGCAUGUUGGAAUAAUUCUUCAGCGUUUAGUGUGUGUGUGUGUGUGUUUCUAUUUUCUAUUGGAUUAGAGCAUGACCAUGUUCAGGCUGUGCAAAUCUAUAAGCUUGAGUUGUGCAUGUUAACAGCAGAACUGGUCUUUAGUGCUUGCAUGGUGCGACAUACCUCGACUUGCGGGAUGGCGCACAAAGAGGAGAGGCAUGCCGUGCUUCUGGGAUGGCUGGUGGCCAUGUUUGAGUCGAGUCUGUACUGUUAUUUAUAUUAUAGAGUCUGAUAAAUGCUGCCGCAUUGCAGCACAAAAACAAAA
Messenger RNA from Panicum virgatum (switchgrass), 2299 nucleotides. RefSeq names its product alpha-terpineol synthase, chloroplastic-like. Gene Ontology annotation, biological process: diterpenoid biosynthetic process. The record is from RefSeq and is a predicted model, not a curated record. Lineage: Eukaryota; Viridiplantae; Streptophyta; Magnoliopsida; Poales; Poaceae. The transcript is spliced from 7 exons. Gene Ontology annotation, molecular function: terpene synthase activity; magnesium ion binding. The coding region runs from base 56 to 1876 and encodes 606 amino acids.